CAGGUCAUCUCUACAGCGGUCAUGGUGAGCCCACGAUUCGCCUGGGCGGCUGCAUAGUCGGAAACUCCCCAGAAGAAUAACCCAGCUCUGAGACUGCCUGUCCCUCAGGCAGUCAGUGGAGGAAUGAGGAUCAGAAUUGGGGUCUGUGAUAACAGCCACUCUGGCCCUUUUCAACAGGGGACCUUCUCGUUACUCUGACCCUGGAGUUUAUUAAUUUACUCGAAAACUUCUCAGACACCUGCUAUGCACCAGGCAGUGAGUAGAACAGACGGAAGUUUCUGCCUUCACAGAGAAUCCAUUCGAGUACAUAUACAAAUAAUGAACACGUUAUCAGGUGCCGUGCCAUGGGAGCUAAGAAGAUGCACUUGGGUGAAGAUUUAAAGAGUAUUCUUUCAGAAGCACCUGGAAAAUGUGUGCCUUAUGCUGUUAUUGAAGGAGCUGUGCGGUCUGUUAAAGAAACACUGAACAGCCAGUUUGUGGAAAAUUGCAAGGGGGUGAUUCAGCGACUGACACUUCAAGAGCACAAGAUGGUGUGGAAUCGAACAACCCACCUUUGGAAUGACUACUCCAAGAUCAUUCACCAGAGGACCAACACAGUGCCCUUUGAUCUGGUGCCCCAUGAGGAUGGCGUGGAUGUGGUAGUCCGGGUGCUGAAGCCCCUGGACUCAGUGGAUUUGGGCCUAGAGACUGUGUAUGAGAAGUUCCACCCCUCGGUCCAGUCCUUCACCGAUGUCAUUGGCCACUAUAUCAGUGGCGAGCGGCCCAAAGGUAUCCAGGAGACUGAGGAGAUGCUGAAGGUCGGAGCCACCCUCACUGGGGUUGGAGAACUGGUCCUGGACAACAACUCCGUCCGCUUGCAGCCCCCAAAACAAGGCAUGCAGUACUAUCUGAGCAGCCAGGACUUUGACAGCCUGCUGCAGAAGCAGGAGUCGAGUGUCAGGCUCUGGAAGAUCCUGGCCCUGGUGUUUGGCUUUGCCACAUGUGCCAGCCUCUUCUUUAUCCUCCGGAAGCAGUACCUGCAGCGGCAGGAGCGCCUGCGCUUGGAGCAGUUGCAGGAGGAGUUCCGGGAGCACGAGGCCCAGCUGCUGAGCCAAGCCUCGCCGGAGGACCGGGAGAGUCUCAAGAGUGCUUGUGUUGUGUGUCUGAACAGCUUCAAGUCCUGUGUCUUUCUGGAGUGUGGCCACAUAUGUUCCUGCCAUGAGUGCUACCGUGCCCUGCCAGAGCCCAAGAGGUGCCCCAUUUGCCGGCGGGAGAUCACCCGGGUGAUUCCCCUGUACAACAGCUAACAACCUUGCGGCCACACAGCUGGGCCGGGAAGCAGCUUCCUGCUCCUCAGGAGUUCGUCCUGAGGCCUCUGGAGAGCUGCAGUGGGGACUGCUGUACCUCCAGCUGUGACUGAGCAGGAACUGUCACACCUACACCUCCACCAGCAGGGCCUUGCCUUUAUAACCUGAGCCUUGCCAGCCCAGAACCUGUCGGGGAGCUCUGCUCCGCAUGGAAGCCAUGGCCCGACGCUGCUUCUGAGAAGCAGAUCCAUGUAGGGAGAUGAAGGACCCCAUGGCCUGAGCACCAAGGCUCUUCUGGACCUUGCUGGGGAUUUUGAUUGCUGCAUCUGUGGGGAGGAAAGGCGGGCUCUUCAAGGCCACACAGAGCUGCCUGUGGGGACACUCAUCUGUAGCUUUCCUUCUUUUGCUUCUAACAGGGGAAAGGGCUUACUAAUUGUCAGGCUAGGCAAGUCACUUGUGUCCCUUUCUCCUCAGCUGCUUGCCUCCUAAACGUGUGCACAUGUGUAAGGAGUGAGCUCAGCCCCUUGCCCAAACAUGUGGGCUGCAGAUCAGCAGGAGGACAAGAGCAAUCUGGGGUGAUUGUCAGGUAGCCAUGCCAGUGUCCCUCCGACCCAGGUCCUCCAGCGAGCACACCUCAGUCCUGUCGUGCAGCGUACAGGCCCCUGGGUGGCUCAAGUUUCCCUGCUGGAAGAUGAGCUAGGAAGCUGAGCUAAAGGAAGCAGCAAGGACAUUGCUGAGCUGGACUCCUGACGUCCUAGCUUACUCGCUUGCUUUCACCAAGGAAAAGUAGCCAGCUGGCAGCCAGCACGCUCAGCUGAUCAGGGCUGCUCCCUGUCCCUGGCCUGUGGCAGAGGUAACAUGGGGGGGGGGGUAUCACAUUUCUGUCACCCUUCACCCCUCACUGUCCCUGUGGAGCCUGUGAGUGCAAGAGAAGUUGGGGAGUGUCCUUCCCCACCUCUGAGUGGCCAAAAACACUCACAGCUCUUUUAUUGUCCCUCCCUGUCCUUGACCCUUAUCCCCCAUCCUCCUCUGUGUGGGGGAUGGUGUGCUCUCAGGGGGCUGACACUAGUGUCAUGCAGUGUCCAGUGCGCACAGCACAGAUUAAACAUUUUGCAACCA
Messenger RNA from Cavia porcellus (domestic guinea pig), 2405 nucleotides. It is a transcript of the gene Mul1, whose product is annotated as mitochondrial E3 ubiquitin protein ligase 1. Lineage: Eukaryota; Metazoa; Chordata; Mammalia; Rodentia; Caviidae. Gene Ontology annotation, biological process: organelle organization; protein ubiquitination. Gene Ontology annotation, cellular component: mitochondrion. The record is from RefSeq and is a predicted model, not a curated record. Gene Ontology annotation, molecular function: ubiquitin-protein transferase activity. The coding region runs from base 345 to 1286 and encodes 313 amino acids. The transcript is spliced from 4 exons.